AUCAUAUGGUUUAGUUGGACAUGGCGUUGCCAAUUUUCCACGUCAGAAACGUGAGCGGUUUUGAUCGCAUCUCACCAACCCCACCGAACUUUCUCCCUCUCCGUCUCCCUCACCCUCAUUCUCUCUCCUCCUUCUCUGAGUAUAUAAUACCAUCCCGUACCUAAUACUUAGCUGGCAGAGCACGCCUCCUUUAAUCUCUUUGCUUUCUCGGCAGCCACUACAAUGGAACUGGUUGCAUCUCCUGUGGAAAUGGAAAAGGGGGAAAUCAGGAGGAAUCCUACCCUGAUUUGUGCUCCGAUAAUGGCGGAUUCAGUGGAUCAGAUGUUGAUUCAAAUGAAGACGGCAAAAUUGAGUGGUGCAGACCUUGUGGAGGUCCGAUUGGACAGCUUGAGGAGUUUCAAUCCGCUCCAGGACAUCGAGACCCUAAUCAAACACUGUCCAUUGCCCACUCUAUUCACUUACAGACCAAUAUGGGAAGGUGGGCAGUAUGAUGGUGAUGAAAAGAGUCGAUUGGAUGCACUUCGAGUAGCCAUGGAGCUCGGAGCUGAUUACAUUGAUGUUGAGCUGAAGGCUAUCCACGAGUUCAACAAUUCCAUGCAUGGAAGGAAGCCUGCACAGUCCAAAAUUAUUGUUUCCUCCCACAACUAUGAAAACACUCCAUCUGUUGAGGAUCUUGGCAAUCUUGUGGCAAGAAUACAGGCAAGUGGAGCAGACAUUGUGAAGAUUGCAACAACCGCCUUGGAUAUCACUGACGUUGCACGCGUCUUUCAAAUAACUGUUCAUUCCCAAGUUCCAAUAAUAGCAAUGGUUAUGGGAGAGAGGGGUUUGAUGUCACGGAUACUUUGCGCCAAAUUUGGUGGAUAUCUCACUUUUGGUACACUUGAGUCGGGAAGACUAUCAGCUCCUGGGCAACCAACAAUUGAUGAUUUGUUGAAUUUGUACAAUUUCAGGCAGAUAGGGCCUGAUACAAAAGUAUUUGGCGUUAUUGGAAAGCCUGUUAGCCACAGCAAAUCACCUAUUUUGUACAAUAAAGCAUUCAAAGCGAUUGACUUCAAUGGAGUUUAUGUGCAUUUGUUGGUGGAUGAUGUUGCAAAUUUUCUCCAGACUUAUUCGUCUACAGAUUUUGCUGGGUUCAGUUGUACAAUUCCUCACAAAGAGGCUGCACUUAAGUGCUGCGGCGAAGUUGAUCCAGUUGCAAAGUCAAUAGGAGCUGUUAAUUGCAUUAUCAGGAGAUCAAAUGAUGGGAAGCUAUUUGGUUGCAAUACUGACUAUAUUGGUGCUAUUUCGGCUAUUGAAGAUGGCCUACGAGGUUCACACCCUAUAAGCAGUACAAGUGGGUCACCCUUGGCUGGUAAACUGUUUGUAGUCAUUGGUGCAGGUGGUGCGGGCAAGGCUCUUGCUUACGGUGCAAAAGAAAAGGGAGCAAGGGUUGUGAUUGCCAAUCGCACUUAUGAUCGAGCUAGAGAACUUGCGGAUACAGUUGGAGGAGAUGCAUUGUCUCUUAAUGAAUUGCUUAAUUUCCAUCCAGAAGAUGGUAUGGUUCUUGCAAACACAACUGCUAUCGGAAUGCACCCGAAAGUUGAUGAAACGCCCAUAUCAAAGGAAGCUCUGAAAUCAUAUGCACUGGUUUUUGAUGCUGUUUACACCCCCAGAAUCACCAGGCUGUUGCAGGAAGCACAAGAGUGUGGGGCCAAAAUUGUUAGUGGGGUGGAGAUGUUCAUUGGGCAAGCAUAUGAACAAUAUGAGAGGUUUACAGGGCUUCCGGCACCAAAGGAACUGUUUUGGAGUACUAUUGCAUAAGAACGAUAAUAAGGGACAUCUCUGUUAUUUUAGGUUCUAGUUGGCACAUGUAGAAGUUGAGGUUUUAACCAUUCUCCAGACCAUAGGGGGAACCCCCAACAAGUGUACUUCAUUUGCUUACCUACCAGAGAAGAAUUGGUUGUUUCCAUCCUUUUUUUUUUUUAUAUAAUUUUAACUUUUUAUUGUUCCAUAUUCUUUCUACCCUGUAGGACAUUGUAAUUUGAUCCGUGUGAUUGGAAAGAGGGAAGUCAUUGUAAUUUGUAUGGACAUCAUCAUCGUCAUCUCAUUAUGCAAUUAUUUAUUUCAAACUAUCAAAUAUUUAGACACUAAGCUCUCCCAUCAAUGCUAUUAGGGCCUAAAAAUUUGACUUAAUUUGUUAACAUAAUUCGCUGUAACCUUUACAUUGAU
Ilex paraguariensis (yerba mate) is the source of this 2208-nucleotide messenger RNA. Lineage: Eukaryota; Viridiplantae; Streptophyta; Magnoliopsida; Aquifoliales; Aquifoliaceae. The record is from the annotation of a GenBank genome assembly.